Messenger RNA from Monoraphidium neglectum, 801 nucleotides. RefSeq names its product asparagine synthase(glutamine-hydrolysing). The transcript has 5 exons. Gene Ontology annotation, molecular function: asparagine synthase (glutamine-hydrolyzing) activity. The coding region runs from base 1 to 801 and encodes 266 amino acids. Lineage: Eukaryota; Viridiplantae; Chlorophyta; Chlorophyceae; Sphaeropleales; Selenastraceae. The record is from RefSeq and is a predicted model, not a curated record. Gene Ontology annotation, cellular component: cytosol.
AUGCAGUCGCCGGCUGCAGCGAUAGCCAAUGGCCGAGGUGCCGAGGUGCACAUGGCCGACGAUGAGCUGGCGCCCAGCCAUGUGAACAACCCUAUACCCCCGGGCUGCGGCCGCCUGGGCCUGCAGCCAGCUGCGCAAAGCCUCUCAAGCAGCCCGGCAUGGCAGCUGCACGUGGGGCGCUGCCAAUUGAUGCAGCGCGCCCCGCCGACAGGCUCCUUCGGGGCCCCACCCCAGGAGUGGGACUCAACCCGCUGCUCCUGCACACCCGAGGCGCGCCCCGCUCUGGCGCCCACAUCCCCCCGGACCCUCGCCGUCCACCCUUGUCCUCACGCCAGGAGUGGCAUGCACCAGUGGAAGAGCUGCUUCCUGGCCCACGAGCGCCUGGCCAUCAUCGACCCGGCAUCGGGCGACCAGCCGCUGUACAACGAGGACAAGUCCAUCGUCGUCGCGGUCAACGGUGAGAUCUACAACUACCAGGCGCUGAAGGCCCAGAUCGUCGCGGCCCACCCCGACAAGAAGUUUCGCACCGAGAGCGACUGCGAGGUGAUCAGCCACCUGUACGAGGACCACGGCGUCAAGGUGGCCUCCAUGCUUGACGGCAUGUUCAGCUUUGUGCUGCUGGACCAGAACACUAACAGCUUCGUGGUGGCGCGGGACCCCAUCGGCAUCACCAGCCUGUACAUUGGCUGGGGCCGCGACGGCGCGACCUGGGUGGCCAGUGAGAUGAAGUGCAUCAAGGACGAGUGCGUCAGGGCGGCCGCGGGGCCGCCGUGCGUGGAACAGCUGGCGCGCUGCCCCUGA